ACAGGCGGUAAGGCAUUACAGAAACCCUAGUUCAAAGAUUUAUCCAAAUUUCAAAAAUUUCAAGCUGUAAAAAGAUGUACGGCUCCACCGAGGAUGUAGAGCGAACUGCUUUCAGGAAUGCUGAAAAGAAAUACAAGCUUUAUUACGACAAUACCCGAAAGAAAAAGAAACCUAGAGCAGUAGAUUUGUCUGAGGUCAUUGAUUUUAAGUCUAUUUCUGAGUCUUACCAUCAAAAUGCUGAACUUCGCGAGGGCAUUUCCGCAAUUCAAUCCGAUUUUGAUAGUCCUCUUUUCUGCUUGGCAAGUCAUCCUGGGUUUUAUUUCAUUCCUGGAGCAUUAACUGUUGAGGAGCAGUGCCGAUGGAUAAAGGAGAGUUUAACAAGCUUUCCUCAACCUCCUAACAGGACCAACCACAAUGCGAUUUACGGGCCUCUACAGGACUUAUUUGCUGCUGCCAAGGAUAAUAAAGUUUUGAUUCAGGAGGAGCAGACCAAUAAUUCUGAGGUGGAAAUCAUCCAGAACGACAUAAAUGUUCCCACAUGGAAUUUUUCUGAUCAAUCAGGUGCAUUUUCCAGUGGAGUUACACGCAAAUCAGUGCCAGCCUCUGUUUUGCUUCGUAAGUUACGGUGGAGCACCCUUGGCUUGCAGUUUGACUGGUCGAAGCGGAGCUAUAAUAUUUCUCUGCCUCACAACAAGAUACCUGAUGCACUUUGCCUGCUGGCUGAAAGAAUGGCAGCACCUACCCUGCCAUUAGGUGAAGUGUUUCAGGCAGAAGCAGCAAUUGUCAAUUACUUUGGUCUCGGUGACACACUUGGUGGCCACGUUGAUGACAUGGAAAAGGAUUGGAGUAAACCUAUUGUUAGCAUGAGUUUGGCCUGUAAAGGGAUUUUCCUUAUCGGGGGAAAUUCUAGGGAGGUUCCACCUCUUGCAAUGUUUGUUCGAAGUGGUGAUGUUAUUCUUAUGGCAGGACAAGCAAGGGAAUGCUUCCACGGUGUCCCUAGGAUCUUCACUGAUAAAGAACAUGCUGAGAUAUCCUCCCUUGAGUUGCAGUUUUCUGAUGAAGAAGAUUCUGCUUUCUUGGAGUACAUUAGAAAUUCUAGAAUCAAUAUCAAUAUUAGACAAGUAUACUGAGUUUUCUCUUGAAAAUUUUGUAGAGAUGUAAUACGAAGUAACAUGACUAAACAUGAGAAAAUUGGAAAACUUUUCUCAGAAAAUGUUUUCCUCCAUACCAAACACAAACCAAUUUUUCAUAGAAUUCUCUCAUAUUUGGGGUCAUGCAGGAUAUUCAACAUUGGUCCCGUAUUUUGGAGCAUGUAGGACUGGACAAUUUGGAGAUGUUGAAAUUGUUUGGUGAUAUUAACUUACUAAAUUACCUGCGA
Lycium ferocissimum is the source of this 1378-nucleotide messenger RNA. Its product is annotated as alpha-ketoglutarate-dependent dioxygenase alkB. Gene Ontology annotation, biological process: oxidative RNA demethylation. NCBI's taxonomy places the organism in Eukaryota, Viridiplantae, Streptophyta, Magnoliopsida, Solanales, Solanaceae. The transcript is spliced from 7 exons. Gene Ontology annotation, cellular component: nucleus; cytoplasm. Gene Ontology annotation, molecular function: oxidative RNA demethylase activity; ferrous iron binding; broad specificity oxidative DNA demethylase activity. Bases 75 to 1130 code for a protein of 351 amino acids. The record is from RefSeq and is a predicted model, not a curated record.